AGUGCCGAGGAAGAAAGGCCGCGGCGUCUCCCAGCCUCCUUCCAGCAUCAUCACCGCCAUCACUUACUGACUUACUGCUCUUCACCAACAACGACAACAACGACAUUGUCGUCACUGGCUGCUUCAAAUCUGACGUCAGGAUGUCUGACAAGAGUGAGCUGAAGGCUGAGCUGGAGAGGAAGAAACAGCGGAUCGCCCAGAUUCGAGAAGAGAAGAAGAGAAAAGAAGAGGAGAAAAAGAAGAAAGAUGUGAGUGGCCCGAGGUCUAACACUCCAAACAAGAGGAACUCAUCUUGUCCUUGUUGUGUACAGGGAGACUCCAAGCGUGGUGUGGACCAUGAAGACUCUGACCUGGAGAGGAAGAGGAAGGAGGCAGAGGCCAUGCUGCAGAGUGUUGGCAUCACCUCAGACAUAACACACGCUCAGCCCCUCAGGGUAGUAACAGAAGAUACCUGUCUGUUUCACUACCUAGUCCCCGCCCCCAUGUCUCCCUCCAACAAAUCAGUGGGCAGCGACGCAGGAAGCCAGGAUUCUGGGGACGGAAACGCCGGACCAAGGACAUUGCACUGGGACCCUGACCCCUCCACUCUGCAACUCCACUCCGACUCUGAGCUGAUGGGGCGUGGGACAGUGAAGCUCACCAUGUCCAAAGUGACUCAAGUGGACAUUGUCCCUAAAGAAAUGGUGUCUUACUCCAAAGAAACCCAGACCCCCACUGAAGCUCACACGGAACAAAAAGCUGAUGAGGAUGAGGAUGAUGAGAUAAGUGCCCCCCCACCGACAGAGGACACACAAGAAGACAAAGAAGACCAGGGUGACCAGCAGGAGGAGGACACAAACAAAGAGCUGACUGAAGAAGAGAAGCUGCAGCUCCUGCACUCUGAGGACUUCCUGACCUUCUUUGAGCGUGGCAGCAGGAUUGUGGAGCGAGCGCUGGCCGAGCAGGUGGACGUCUGCUUUGACUACAGCGGGCGAGACCUGGAGGACAAAGAGGGGGACCUGCAGGCAGGCGCCAAGCUGGUUCUGAACAGACAGUUUGCUGAUGAACGCUGGACAAAAAACCGAGUGGUCACCUGUCUGGACUGGUCUCCUCAGUACCCAGAGCUGCUGGUGGCCUCCUACAACAACAAUGAAGAUUGUCCCCAUGAGCCUGAUGGAGUGGCGCUGGUGUGGAACAUGAAGUACAAGAAGGACACACCAGAGUACAUCUUCCACUGCCAGUCAGAGGUGAUGUCCGCCAGCUUUGCAAAGUUUCACCCCAACCUGGUGGUGGGCGGGACUUACUCAGGACAGAUCGUCUUAUGGGACAACCGCAGCAACAAGCGCACACCUGUCCAGAGAACUCCCCUGUCUGCAGCUGCACACACUCACCCGGUCUACUGUGUGAACGUGGUGGGCACCCAGAACGCCAACAACCUGAUCAGCAUCUCCACAGAUGGCAAGAUGUGCUCGUGGAGCCUGGACAUGUUGUCCCAGCCGCAGGACAGCCUGGAGCUGGUGUUCAAGCAGAGCAAGGCGGUGGCCGUCACCUCCAUGGCCUUCCCCCUGGGUGACGUCAACAACUUUGUGGUGGGCAGCGAGGACGGCUCUGUGUACACCGCCUGCCGCCAUGGAAGUAAGGCGGGCAUCACUGAGGUAUUUGAGGGCCAUCAUGGUCCUGUGACAGGCCUGAGCUGUCAUACUGCUGCAGGACCAGUGGACUUCUCCCAUCUCUUCAUCUCUGCUUCUUUCGACUGGACCGUCAAACUGUGGAGCACCAAGAGUACCCGCCCACUUUACUCCUUUGAGGACAGCUGUGACUACGUCUACGAUGCCAUGUGGUCUCCUACGCACCCUGCUCUGUUUGCCUGUGUGGACCUGGCUGGACGUCUGGACCUGUGGAACCUCAACAACGACACUGAGGUUCCCACUGCCAGUGUGUAUGUGGAGGGGGCUCCAGCGCUGAACCGCGUGCGAUGGGCUCACUCCGGAAAAGAGAUCGCCACCGGAGACUCUGAGGGGCAAGUGCAGGUGUACGACGUGGGCGAGCAAAUCUGCGUCCCCAAAGCAGACGAGUGGACUCGCUUCGUCAGAACUCUCGCUGACAUCAACCAGAACAGAGAUGAAGCUGAGGAGCUGGCCAAUGUUUGAUCACACCACACUUUAUCCAUAAAUCACACCCACUACACCACACUUUAUCCAUAAACCCCACUACUCACCCCUGCUGGACGUGGAGGACCUGGCUGUCCAACUCCUCCUCCUCCUCCUCAUGACUGGUCCAGGAGUGCUAGAAGACACCACCUUACAUGUGUUUCACUUUUAGUGUCUGCUCCAACCAAACUCUCAAUAGUUUCCAUCUGAAAUUAGAACUUCUUCACCCACCAACUGCUCCUCAACAAUAUGCAAACCUUUCUACUUGCACCUUUAUACUAACACUUGAAUAUUGUUCCGACAGCCUCCCUUGUGCUGAACAUGGAGAAGACUGGCACUCGUUUAUUUAACACAAGUGUUGCAUUUUAACCCCUGCAAUAUUUAAUAUUUAUUCUGCUCAUUUGAAUUGAUGUGCAUUAAAAUGUAAAAGCCUAAGUAGCACACUAACAAAUUGGCCUCUCAAGUUCCUGGCAGUUAGAUUUCAUGUGUGAGAGCAUUCAGCGCCCUUUCUUUUACAUGAUGAAGGGGUCAUUUGUACUUUGUACCCACAAUGCAACAUGAGAGACAUCCAACAUCAUGUCAAGGACCAUACUUAACAACUUUUUUGUUUUUAAAAGAAGGAAAUACCAACUUGUGUCCAAUUCAUUUAGUCACCAUCAAGAAGUGUGUUUCCAAAUACAUUUAAGAAACUCUUACAACUACACAAAUCAAUCAUAAAUGCUUUUGUAUUUAAAUACUUCCUUCUAUGUUCACAUGAGGCCCGUGAUCAAAGUCACAACGGGAGAAGAAAUAUUGAUUAAAAACAAUGUAACAAA
This is a messenger RNA of Entelurus aequoreus (snake pipefish), 2944 nucleotides long. RefSeq names its product dynein, cytoplasmic 1, intermediate chain 2a-like. The coding region runs from base 141 to 2129 and encodes 662 amino acids. The transcript has 16 exons. The record is from RefSeq and is a predicted model, not a curated record. Gene Ontology annotation, biological process: transport along microtubule. Gene Ontology annotation, cellular component: cytoplasmic dynein complex. Gene Ontology annotation, molecular function: dynein light chain binding; dynein heavy chain binding. Lineage: Eukaryota; Metazoa; Chordata; Actinopteri; Syngnathiformes; Syngnathidae.